CCUGCAGUCCCGCCCGCCGCCGACCGAUCGGAUUGAACAUCCAGCCUCCAACCCACUCCUCCCAUCCCAUCCCACUCCUGCUGGCUUGCUUACUUGCUCAUACGCAACUUACUACUUACUUGCUUGGCCAUGAUGGUCUGACCGUCUGAGAGACCUUGCAUUCUGCUGUGCAACAAUUGUGUUCUCCAUUGGGAAUAUGCCACAAUCAUGAACCAGCCACGCUCGGAUGUUGCCGCAACAUCGUCAUCAUCAUCAUCAACAACAAACACAACAACAUCAUCUUCGUCAGUGACUGGUGCCAUCCGCACAGAAUCCCGAAGGAAGGCAUUAGGAGCUGUUGCGAAGCGCGCGUGUGAUCAGUGCAAAUUUCGGAAAAUCAAGUGCAGCUUGUCACAACCAUGUCGAGCUUGUGUAUCUAUGGGCUUUGAGUGCACGUUUUUCCAGCCUCAGAAGAAAAGAGGCCCCACUGGCCACCGAGUAUCCCAGAUUCGGCAACAACAAAAUAACCUCUCAUUGAACCACCCCCCAGCUCAGGAAGCAUCGAAUUCGUUCCCAAAUGCUUUCCCUUACCAUCCAAAUUCCUCGCCUCGAGGUGAUCAGGUUCCCCAGGCCCUUCGAACUCAAUCCUGGCCCAUUCCAAGCGAAAACCCAGUAUCCAUAGAGCUCGCUCCUUCAAGUGCGACUCCAUCCAUACAGCCAGGCUGGAGCACAGACGCUUCUGAGUCACAAAGCAAUGGUGGGAUUUGCUGGAACGAGCGCAAUGAUGUAGAAUACUGGCUUCCAGAUACCCUGGACGCUCAAUUGCCCGUGUUUGACUUCCCGGGGAACAACAUCCUCUUGAAAACGUCGCUUCCCUCCAUUAUCGAGACCCAUCCAACCUCCGCAAGCCUACAGGCGCCGACUAUACCUUCGACGGGUGCUACAGCACCGAAAACAGACAUUGUACCGCCAGACUCUCAUCAUUUGCAAAUGGUGUGGCCUGCGUCAAUUGUUGAAGCUAAUAUGAUCCCGUGGAUUGAUAUUUACUUUGAUCGUCUGCACCCUACUCUGCCAGUCCUGAACCGCGCGGCUCUAUUCAUCCGCAUGUUGGCUCACGAACACCGGAGAAACCCUCAAUUCGGCGCAAUGUUGUUAGCGCUGUGUGCCUUUGCUCUCACGCAACCGAUCGAGAUACAGGAGCGUCCGACGUCCUCCUCCCGAGCGAGCCAAGCGAGAUCCAUGAUGCAUGAAGCGACAAAGAUGCGGAGCUGUUCUGAUUUCGGUGAGCAUCCCACCAUCGAGGCUGUCCUAACCAGCUUCUACCUAUUCGGUUGUCUUUUUGGUAGCAAUCAGCAUAAUGCGGCUUGGCUUCGCCUGCGGGAAGCCCUAGAUCUCGCGGCUACAAUGGGUCUCAACAAUCCAGAUUCAUACCAAGAUUUACCUAGCGAGGAAAAAGGCCAGCGACUACGGACUUACCUAGUCUUAUCAAUCACCGAAAGAGCGUAUGCGUUACAACGCAGGCAUCCGAUUACCUUCUGGGGCAGGCCGGGCUUUAGUAUGCGGCCUGUUCAUGACUUCAUUCACACUGCCACCCACAGUUUGGUGUCUGGUAUCAUCGUCCACAAUGAAAAGGACGCGGAGGGGAUGAUGGGGUUGGCCCGCUUGAUGGAGUUGUUCGAUGCCAUUGAUGAGGAUGUCGUUGACUGCUGGAACCAACAGUGUAGUAUCCAAGCUGGUUAUUGCGAACAGCUCACAGCGGCAAAGGCAUUGGUGAUUCACCAGAACCUCAACCGUGUCAGCGAAUCCGAGCUAUACAAAGGUUACAAUUGGUUUGAAAGCUCCAAGUUAGCUCACGGUGGUGAUCAAAACCGCCCUACAAUCGGUUUAAGAGAGACACAAAGUGCAGAUGUUUUCAUCACCAAGAAGUGGCUCCAGAACCGGAUAUGGGUCCUUUGCUCCACUCAUGGUUUCUUACGGCCCGUAUCCGAGCACCGUGAACUCUGUCUUGAUUUCGCUGUAACGCUUGCACAAGAGACGUUAGAUAUAUGUCGAGCCCUACCUUUGAGCUCCAUGGAGGCCCACGGAAUAGGCUUGGUGGAAAAACUCUAUGACAUCGUAGUUGGGGCCAUCAGCGUACUAUACAAUAUCCAGAUGCCCCUCGCCAAGGGCAUUACCGUGCCACCUCCCGCGGGAAUAAUACCGAACAUGCAGCUCCCCAUCUCUCAUAUGUCCGAUGGUGGAACGUCUCCCAAAUCAUUGGCAGGAGAUUAUUUGCUUCUGCUUAACACACUCCGUGGGGGCAACCAUCCUUUCAUGGACAAGUAUAAGGCACUCUUGAGCUCCGUUCAUACGACUAACGAUACCUGGGCAGCGCAAUAG
Messenger RNA from Aspergillus brunneoviolaceus CBS 621.78, 2358 nucleotides. RefSeq names its product CeGAL family transcription factor. Gene Ontology annotation, biological process: regulation of DNA-templated transcription; DNA-templated transcription. The record is from RefSeq and is a predicted model, not a curated record. NCBI's taxonomy places the organism in Eukaryota, Fungi, Ascomycota, Eurotiomycetes, Eurotiales, Aspergillaceae. Gene Ontology annotation, molecular function: DNA binding; zinc ion binding; DNA-binding transcription factor activity, RNA polymerase II-specific. The transcript is spliced from 5 exons. The coding region runs from base 208 to 2358 and encodes 716 amino acids.